Molecule: messenger RNA, 1180 nt
Organism: Mya arenaria
Lineage: Eukaryota; Metazoa; Mollusca; Bivalvia; Myida; Myidae
Product: elongation of very long chain fatty acids protein 4-like
Exons: 8
Coding region: 136-939 (267 amino acids)
Biological process (GO): fatty acid elongation, saturated fatty acid; fatty acid elongation, monounsaturated fatty acid; very long-chain fatty acid biosynthetic process
Cellular component (GO): endoplasmic reticulum membrane
Molecular function (GO): fatty acid elongase activity
Source: RefSeq, a predicted model, not a curated record
GCAUACUGUACUAGUAUUUAGUACAGCCCUAUAACUUUAAACAAACGUAGCUAAGUCAUCUUAUUAGUGUGCAAAACAAACAAAACUAAGGACUUUUACUUAAUAUAUAUAGCAGUCUGUUGCAGAGAAGAAACCAUGUUUUAUCAAGACUCGCUGGGGUAUGGUCUGACGAGGUUCUACGAAUGGGCGUUGUCCAAAGGAGACCCGCGAGUGGCUGACUGGCCUCUGAUGGCAUCCCCGGUCGCCACGCUCUCCAUCUUCUUCAUGUACAUUUUCACCGUUCGCCAAGGGCCGCGCCUCAUGGAGGCUCAGAAGGCCAUGGACAUCUCCGCGGCCAUCGUCAUUUACAACGCCGGCCUUGUGCUUCUCUCUGCCUACAUGUGCUAUGAGUUUUUGGUCACAUCGAUCCUGGCGGGAUAUAGCUAUGUAUGUCAGCCUACGAACUAUUCAAACGACCCGCUGGCUUUACGAAUGGCGAAUGUCUGUUGGUGGUACUUUUUCUCCAAAAUCAUAGAACUCGUAGAUACAGGAUUUCAUAUUCUACGGAAACGGCCCGUCUCCUUCCUCCACGCGUAUCAUCACAGCACGAUGCUGCUCAACUGGUGGCUUGGCGUUAAAUACGUUGCCGGCGGACAAUCGUGGUUCCUGGCAAUGCUGAACACGUUUGUUCACGUGAUCAUGUACUCAUACUACGCCUUGUCCGCCCUGGGUCCGUCCGUCCGACCGUAUCUCUGGUGGAAAAAGUAUCUCACCAUUCUACAACUGAGCCAGUUUGUAGCCGUCGUGAUUCACACAGGGACGAACAUGUUACAGCCAGACUGCGAGUUCCCACAGGGGUUCAACUAUGCUGUGUUCAUGUACGCCAUCUCUCUUAUAGUGCUGUUUACGAACUUCUAUAUCAAAACGUAUAAUAAAAAGGCCAGUCAAAAGACUAGCUAACGUAUGUUUAUGUUUAGGAAAACAUUUUACCUCGCUAUUUUUUCAGACAAACUAAUAUAACCCAUGUCAUAGUGUUAGUGAUGUCGGAGUGAUAAGACCAUGGCUAUUUACACGAAACUUACUAAACAUAUACGUCCAAAGACAGUACGCGCACGUAUAACAAAAAUCACAAUUAUGACUCAAUCGGUAACGAGUUAUUUCCCAUUUUGACUAAUAAAACUAACAACAGAUGGGCGUUAGA